GGUGGUGACACCCACAUCUAAAGGUCACAGAAUUCUGGGGAAGGAGGGUGUUCCAUCUUUUGAUAGACUUGAGGAACCUUAAGCCUUAAACUUUGUUAGUGAGAAGCUCUGGGUGGGGCAGGAGAUAGGGAGCCAGCAGUCUCUUGGGGCAGAUCAGUCAAUAUGCACCUGAUGACCCAGCCCACCAAAGCUAGUUAAAGUUAAAGUCAGCAGGAAUGAGAACAAUUUUGGGACGGCUAUGAGCCAGGUUGGAGUUGGAGGUGCGUGCAAGGCACCCUUGUUUUACCCUAAGAGGGAGUUCUUCAGGCCUUUCAGGUGAUUGACAUUUUCAAGCCUGUUAGCCACAGCAGUGACAGAAGGUGAAGUUACUGGGAAACACAUUGCAGCCCCAUGAAUGGGUAGCUCACUGUGCAAUGCCACUCCCCCGCCUCCAGUCCAAAGGUGAAGGCAUUGCCCUUCUUUCAGUGCCCAGCAACUCCCUUCACGGCUCUUCCUUUCUGAGGCCUUCAGGUUCUAGCCAAGGAAAAGCCUGAUCAGGCUAGGGAACUUUCAGUACCAAACCGGUUUUCCCACCUUGACUAGGGCUGGCAUAUUACCUCUGGUAAAUUCCCAAUCCCAACAUAGCCCAUAGUUCUCCCUACCCUGGAAUGUAAAGGGGUGGGAAUAUCCAAGUCACCCUUUGUGCCUUGUUUGCCUUAGAUUCCGGCCAGAAAGUCUGUCCAGGAAAGGUUGCGUCUUUUGUAUUUCUGACACUAGGGCAUUAUCUCCCUUGAAAAUUAGUUUCCUUUUUUAAUGCAAAUUUUGUUUUUAUUUGUAUUAAGGUAGGGAGGGAGGAACCAGGACCUAUAGCAGUCUAGGCAAGCGUGUCACCACUGAGCCAUGCUUCCCCUCGAAAAUUUUGACACAAAGUCAAGCAAAGGAGUUGAGAUUCCAUAUGACAGACAUCACCCCUUCCUCUAGUUGGCAACCUGGAGGAGAGGACCAGAAAGUCUUGUCUACCCAGUGGGUUUGCUCUGGAGUUAAGUAGGGGGGAGCAGUGGCCUUUUCUCUAGAUGCCCCUGGCUAAUCCAGGACCUUUAUCCCAACUUCCAAGUCAAAUAAGAAUCUCUUUUACUGGACUCUAUGAUUUAACACGAGCUGCUGCUAAUACAGCUCUUUUUUUUGUUUUGUUUUGUUUUGUUUUGUGCUAGGUGUCAAACACUCAGGUGCCCUUUUGAAGUAACAAAAGCCAUGACAAACAGAGGAAGAGAGGUUCAGUAAUGGGCCCAGGGCCACAUCUGUUAACCUGUUGAAACCAAACUUUCUCCUCAGGCAGGCUCUAGAAGUAUCUCUUCAGUACUUUGUAUUCUUUCCCUAAGGAGGGACCCUUACCUAACCCUCCUGGUUGCAGAAAUCAAUUUCCAGUUCAGACUAGCCUUUAGAGAGAGACAAGGGGUGUGGCAGUGUCUGUAGAAGCUCUUGCUUUCAGUGUACAGCUGACUUGUAGUCACCCCAAACCCAUACAAAUUCAAGAUACUUACACUUUUUUUUCUCCUAUUUUGUAUAUUACUUUCCAAGUACACCUUUGGGACAAGUAGAUGAAAACUGUUUCCAUUUUACAAAGGAAAUAGGGUUAAGAAAAUAGCCUUGAUCUGCUCUCCUUGGGAGUCUGGGUUACAUAUUAAAAGCUCCAGUAGAACAGUGUUGGGAUGAGGAAAUGCCAAUGACCCUCGGCCUACAGAGGUUCGUGGAAGGGAGCUGUUGAGGAAACACACAGCUUAUCAGGGGCAGGAGAGAUGGUUUAGUGGUUAAGAGUACUGCCUGGGACCCAAGAGGAUCCAGGUUUGGUUCCUAGCACCCACAUAGUGGCUCACAACCAUCUGUAAAACGAGUUCCAGGGGGUCCAACACCUGUCCUUUGCAUGCACCAGGCACAUAUAUAAAUACAGGUAAAACACCCAUACACAUAAAAAAUAAUAAUUUCCAAAUAAACAACUUAUCACACAAGCUCGACGUGUAUCAGCUUAGCAGAGCUCAGCACUGCCCACCCCCCACCUCCCACCUCCAUGGUGACUUUUGUGAUGUGGCUGGCCAUGCUUCCUUUAGAGAUGAUAAAUGACACAGAAAGGGAAUGGGCUUUGGGGACAUAGUAGAUUUUCGCAAAGCCCAGAAUGGGUCAGUGAUUGUUCAGCAGGUGGUGUGAGCAGAUAGGUGAUGCCUUCCUGGAGAGAAAGGAAAAUAUAAGUACAGCUGACGGCCCUUUCAAAGCUUGGGCCCAGGAAAAGGUAACAUGGGAAAAACUACAACUCCCAGAAGUCUCUGUUUCCAGGGAAGUAGCGACAGUUGCUAUGGUUUCGGAAAACAAUAUGGCUGCUGCCAGAUGGGAUUUGAGUCUGUGCGGAAUAGGGACCCAAACGUAUAUCUGAGCGUUCGCAGUUGCGAGAGGAGGAAUUUGAAGGGUCCUGGGGCUGGCGCUGGGCUCUGUCGGGAACGUUGAGGCCUUGUUCUGGAUCCAAUGGAAAGCAGCGUGGAUGAGGAGGCUCUGCACCAGCUGUACCUCUGGGUAGACAACAUCCCUCUGUCCCGACCCAAGAGAAACCUCUCCCGGGACUUCAGUGACGGAGUCCUGGUUGCAGAGCUUAUCAAGUUUUACUUCCCCAAGAUGGUGGAGAUGCACAAUUAUGUCCCUGCCAACUCUCUCCAGCAGAAGCUCAGCAACUGGGGUCACCUGAACAGAAAGGUGCUGAACAAGCUGAACUUCUCCGUCCCCGAUGAUGUGAUGCGGAAGAUUGCGCAGUGUUCUCCGGGGGUAGUGGAGCUAGUGCUCAUUCCACUGAGGCAGCGCCUGGAGGAGCGGCAGAGGCGCCAGAAGCUGGGGGUUGGCUCCUUACAGGAGCUGGCUCCUCAGGAUAGCAGUGGCUACAUGGAUAUGGGUUUGUCUCAGAAGGUUCGAGGAGACGGUGCCCCAGCCUUGGGAGAGCAGCUCAGAGAGGGCCGUCCGCUGGCUUCCCGACCCCCUGGGUAUAACCAGGCGCUGCAGGGAGAUCCGAGCUUCGUCCUCCAGAUCGCUGAAAAGGAGCAGGAGCUGUUGGCCUCUCAAGAGACAGUACAGGUCCUUCAGAUGAAGGUGAAGCGUCUGGAACACCUGCUCCAACUUAAGAACGUGCGCAUCGAUGACCUAUCUCGGCGGCUCCAGCAGGCCGAGCGCAAGCAGCGGUGAGCGGUGCCAGGGCUGCGCGGGGCUUUCCAGUACCCGCCAGAGCCCAGACGCCGCGACACCCACUCUUCUGCCGACGCAGGGUUGGGAGGGCGGAGCGAGCUGCUCACUAGCGCCUCCUGCAGCUACGGCGCUCAGCUGCGGAGGGUUCGGGCGAAAGUGGGGGUGCUCCAAGCUGAGGCCGGAGACUGAUCCUCCUCUUUACACUCCAUCUGGGCCAGGAAAAACGACCACUUUCCACAGCCCAGAAAACCUGUAGGAACACACCGCAUGACCUCCCAAAUCGUGUCCACUUUGAAGCUCCCGGCGCUGGGCCUGGAGAGGCGGUCCUCUGGCUCGUUACACUCCCCUAGAACGGGUUCCUUUCUCAGCAUAGAAGAUAGCUUCCUUUCUAUCCAUGCUAAAUCUCCAUGGCCCUCGACACGCGAGAACUCAUCACCGGAAGCUGUGGAAUUCUCUUGCCCCUCCUGGAUGCUGACCUGGGACCCGUCUCAGGGCUGGAAAUCACAGCAGUUGGAGAGGAAGGGAUAAGGUGUGGAAGUAGCCGGGAGUGAGGGAGUGUACAGUCUCUCCUCUCACGGAGCACGCUAAGGAGUGCCUGGGAAGAUAGGGCAGAGUUGUCUCCAUUAAAGGUGCUGUUGUGCGUUCUUAACUGUGCCUGCCUUCUCUUUCUGCCUGUAUGGAUCCCCAAAGGCAGUGAGUUCCUGACUUGUCCUUUAUCCCUUUCGCCUAGCUGUCCUCUUACAGACCCUGUGGACCCAGGAUGGUGAAGUGUGACAGCCUGCUUCUAGCAUUGUGUGACGCCCCCCGCCCCGUUCCCCUCCAGUGUCCUCUAAUCUUGUUCAAACCCAAGCUGCGAUUUUCACCAAUUGUGGCCACUCGUGUUCUCAACCUUGCCCAUGGACUCUCUUAAAUUAGCUUUCUGUAUGACUGACUCUCAACCCUGUCCACACACUGGUCUCAGUUUAUAGAUGGUUGGCUACAUGUCACUUGAAACCCUAACCAAGACACCUGACCAUGCUAUGACCCUCACUGUAAUGAUUUGCUGACUGACAAUAAUGCUGAACAUUUGUAAAUCCCCAGGCCUGGCAAUUCCAUUCAUAGGCAUAUCGUGUGGGAGAAACUCUUGUGCCCUGAGUUCUGGGUGGCACACUGCAAUAAUCAUAUAGAAUCAUCGAAGCAAUGGGCUGGAGAGAUGGCUUAGCUGUUAAGAGCAUUUGCUGUUCUUACAGAGGAGCUAGGUUCUAUGCCCAGCACCCACAUGGCAACUCACAACUGUUGAUCACCCCAAUUCCAGGGGCUCCAACACUCUCCUCUACCUCCAUGGACUCCAGGACUCCAUAUGGCACACAGAGAUAUAUGAGCUUAAGAAAACUCUAAAAACUUAAAAAAAAAAAAAAAAA
This is a messenger RNA of Mastomys coucha (southern multimammate mouse), 4598 nucleotides long. RefSeq names its product sperm flagellar 1 (gene Spef1). Gene Ontology annotation, cellular component: axoneme. Bases 2494 to 3198 code for a protein of 234 amino acids. NCBI's taxonomy places the organism in Eukaryota, Metazoa, Chordata, Mammalia, Rodentia, Muridae. The transcript has 7 exons. Gene Ontology annotation, biological process: regulation of cytoskeleton organization. Gene Ontology annotation, molecular function: microtubule binding. The record is from RefSeq and is a predicted model, not a curated record.